Messenger RNA from Aricia agestis (brown argus), 1771 nucleotides. RefSeq lists its product as uncharacterized. NCBI's taxonomy places the organism in Eukaryota, Metazoa, Arthropoda, Insecta, Lepidoptera, Lycaenidae. The transcript is spliced from 9 exons. The record is from RefSeq and is a predicted model, not a curated record. Bases 145 to 1560 code for a protein of 471 amino acids.
GAGCGGUCGCGUCGCCCCGCGCCACGUUUACGCGCGCGUAAAUCCAAUUACGAUUUUAAUGCGAUAAUCGUAAUCCCGGUUUGUUGUGGUUGGUUUUUGGUUACCGUUCGGUGGAGUGUGUUGGAACGAUGUGAGUUGGGGAAGAUGUGGAGGGCGUUUCGAACGCUCGCUGGAUUGUUGUGGUUGGCAGGAUGGCGCGGCACCGAAGGCUUGAUAGAAAUCGUGGAGGAGCAGCGGUGUCACGACGCGGAGUUUCGUCUCACUUGCCGAGACCUGGACACCCACAUCGCGGUGCUGGAGGCCUGGUACACCGCCGCCGACGACUACACACCCCCCAACGGGAGUCGAACCCACGAACCUAUCCUCACAGGACGCGACGCGGAGCUCGACCGCGUCUAUACGUACUCCAGCCCCAAACACAACGGCGUCUACGAGCCGACCAACCGGACCUUCGAGAACAUUACCUGGGCCAUGGAGUAUAGCGACUGGAACGACAGUGUUGAGACAGUUAACGACAGUGUCGAGACAGUGAACAUCAGUGACUGUGCGAGUUUCUCCCGGAGUUACUCGAGUUUGAACGAGGGGGAGAGAGCCAGGCCGGUCGCUAGGAAUACCUCAAUUAAUCUAAGAGCCCCCGUCAGCUACAGGUGUACAGGAGUGAACCACUGCAGCUUCCUGCUGGGCCAGGACUACCCGCGGUCCAGGCGGUGGUCACCAGGGGUGGUCUACAUCAAGUACGCAUGCUUCGAUGACCUAGUGUCAAUCCACUACUGCAAUCGCGAGGUGUCGCUAGCAGCAUCGGGCCCAGACAGCGAGGGGUACGUGCGGACCCCAGGCUACCCGCACUAUUACGUCGGCGACCGCUGCCGGUGGCGGCUGCAGGCGACGGAGCAGCGGAUACGACUGACCUUCCUCGAUGUUAGUCUGAGAAGUAUAGGUCCCUUCGAGAAGAAGUGUACAGACUACAUCACGGUCACAGACGGCAACGGGGAGACCCUCCUGUCUACCUGCGACCAGGUGAACCUCCCUCUCCGAGUUACCUCACUCACGGACUCAGUGGAAAUAUCCGUGGAGGCGCAAUCAAAAGGCGCUUACCCCAAACGUGGCAUACUGAUGCACUAUAAAAGUGUAGGCUGCGUGCCUCUACCAGCGCCAUCUAACGGCUACCUGGUGUACCGCAAUAGACACGUAGCGCACUACAUGUGCAACGUGAACCAUGUUUACGUGGACACGCGACAGAGGGCGCGCGUCAUAUGGUGCUAUGAUGAUAAUAAGUGGAACGAUACUAUUGUCCCAUGUGUUGAAGAGGCGACUGCUGUAGUCGCCGACAACUCGUCAUCGGUCGGCUCGGACACAGGCAAGCUGCCGCACAACGACGGAAACAUGAUAGUCGAUAUCGUGAUCCCGUCCCUGCUCAUAGCCGCGCUGUUCAUAGGGAACGCUUUCAUCGUCCUCGUCAUAUACAAAUAUAGGAAACGGAAACCCGACGAUCUGGAGGACGAGUUCAACACGAUCCCGCUCAGCGCCAACGGCGUCCACAGUGCCGGCAACGCCGUCUAACUGUCCAUCCACUUGGGUGUACUCACUACUAUCUUAUACAUACGAUAUGUCGUUAGAGUUAAGGGGGUAUUGUAAAUGGUGAUGUCAAAACUAUAAUUUUUUUUUUUUUUAUAGUUUUGACAUCAUUUGCCCGCUUUGAUGUAGACCGCACACACGUCCUUACAAACGCUGUCCCCUGUUUCCUUCCUGGAUAAUGCCGGUAGAGUUAUGA